This is a messenger RNA of Clavispora lusitaniae ATCC 42720, 1398 nucleotides long. RefSeq names its product zinc metalloprotease (gene STE24). NCBI's taxonomy places the organism in Eukaryota, Fungi, Ascomycota, Pichiomycetes, Serinales, Metschnikowiaceae. Gene Ontology annotation, molecular function: metalloendopeptidase activity. Gene Ontology annotation, cellular component: endoplasmic reticulum membrane. The record is from RefSeq and is a predicted model, not a curated record. Gene Ontology annotation, biological process: CAAX-box protein processing.
AUGUUUCCCAUUCCAUCUCUAUCAUUCUUUUCUAACAACCAGGCCUUGUCUUUCCUAGACAAUUCCGCAUUCGAUUGGAAAUCUAUAGUCACGUCUCUUUUGGUGGGCAAGUAUGCUUUUGAAACUUACAUCAACUACAGACAAUACCAGGUGUACAAAAGAACGCAGCCACCAGCGUCAAUCAAGCAAGAAAUCACACGUGAGACUUUCUUGAAGUCUCAGGAGUACUCUCGUGCUACCAAGCGGUUUGGUUUCUUUUCUGAUGCGGUGGAAUUGGUCAAAGAUCUCGCCACCAUCAAGUUUGACCUUUUGCCGCGUCUUUGGGGCUGGACUGGCUCCUUGUGUGUUUCGUUAUCCAAGGCAUCGGUGAUUGGCCGCUUUUUUGGCCCUGGAAUCAUGUGCCAAUCAUUGGUUUUCUUUGCUGUCACCACUCUUAUUUCGACAUUGGAGUCUUUGCCCUUUUCCUACUACAAGACGUUUGUUUUGGAGGAGAAGUUUGGCUUCAACAAGUCCACUUUGAAGGUCUGGAUUACUGAUCUGAUCAAGCUGACUUUCCUUCUGAUUACUUUGGGCACCCCCGUCGUCUAUGGAUUCUUGAAGAUUAUUGACUACUUUGGUGUUUCGUUUGUGUCUUAUGCCUGUGCUUUUGUCUUGGUUGUGCAACUUGUUUUCAUGACCAUUGCUCCAUCGUUGAUUCUUCCGCUUUUCUACAAGCUCACUCCUCUUGAGGAUGGUGAAUUGAAGACCGCAAUCGAAGCCUUGGCUGCCAAAAACAAGUUCCCUCUCUCCCAGUUGUUUGUUAUGGACGGAUCCACCAGAAGUGCUCAUUCGAACGCUUUUUUCGUCGGCUUACCUUGGAGUAAGAAAAUUGUCCUUUUCGACACGUUGAUCGAACACAACUCUACCGAAGAAACUGUCGCCGUUUUGGCCCAUGAAAUUGGCCACUGGAGAUUGAACCACUUGCCUCAAAUGCUUCUUGUGAGUCAAGCUUCCGUUGCUGUGACCUUUAUUCUUUUCUCUGCGUUCUUGACCAACAAGUCUUUGUUCCACUCUUUCGGUUUCUCGCUGGUUUAUCCACCUUUCAUUGCGUUCACAUUGUUCAACUACGUCAGCACUCCCGUGAACUGUCUUAUGCAGUUUGCCAACAAUCUUUUGGUGAGAAAGAACGAGUACCAGGCCGAUGCCUACGCAAAGGAACAAGGAUACACCGAGGAAUUGGCCUCUUCUCUUAUCAAGCUUUCCACUAAGAACUUGAGCUCUUUGAAUACUGAUUGGUUGUACUCUGCGUACAAUGAUAACCAUCCAAUUUUGGCUGAUAGAUUGAGCGCUCUUGGCUAUGUUUCAAAGGAGAAGGUGGGGAAUGUCAAGGUUGAUAUUGACGAGUUGAAGCAAGAGUAA